AAAAAAUAUUGCCAAGUAAGCUAAUUGCUAUUGCGAUAGUGUGAUACAGUUACAAUUACAAUAUAAAAUUGUAUAGACGCAAUAUAAUAAGAUUCGUCUUUAAUAUUCGUCGGCUUUUUGAUAUUUUCGUAGGUGUAAGAGGCAACUUUUCUUAUGGAGCAGGAUAAAAAGAUUUUAGUCAAGUGUGGGGGAUUUUCCACACAAUUGGCAAAGCAUGUUGGCAGUAAAAUAGAUGGCGAUCCAUUGUGGGGUUCACGUUUUGAUCAUGAGAAUCCCUCCGCCGUUGUUAGAACACAUUUGGACUUUUUAGAAAAUGGAGCCCAAAUAAUUCUAUCCAAUACGUAUCAAUCGAGCGUUCAGGGAUUUAUGAAACAUUUGAAACUUAGCCGAGAACAAAGCAUUGCAUUGAUGAGAAAAAGCGUUCAGUUAGCCAAAGAGGCGAGAGAUCUAUACCUAAAAAAUGUGGUAGAAAAAGGUGGCACUACUGAAACUAUUUUGGUAAUGGGUUCGGUCGGCCCGUACGGUGCCAUGUUGCACGACGGUUCUGAAUAUUGCGGCAGUUACACGGAUAAAGUAUCUAAAGAAGAGUUUCAAAGUUUUCAUCGAAUACGCAUAGAUGCAUUACUUGAGGAAAAUGUUGAUGGUUUAUCGGUUGAAACUAUUCCAUGUCAAAAAGAGGCAGAGGCAGUCACUGAAAUUUUGCUUCGAGACUAUGCUCACGUUAAAUUUUGGAUAUCAUUUCAAUGCAAAGAUGACCUCCAUUUAGCUCAUGGUGAAAAUUUUGCAAAUGCGGCUAAAGCUGUUUGGGAUAUGAUUAAAAAGAAACAUGGUGCUAAAGCCAAAGACCAUAUUUAUGGAAUCGGUGUGAAUUGUGUAAAUCCCAAUUUUGUUGCUAAUCUCUUCAAGUCCCUGCACACAUUGUUGGGCAACGAAGAUUUGCCACCCCUGGUCGUUUAUAGUAAUAGGGGCGAAAUUUAUGAUGCCGAUAAAGGAGAAUGGACCGGACUCGACGACUGCAUUCCAAUGGAAUCCUAUGUACCUGACUGGAUACGCUUGGGGGCUACAAUAAUUGGUGGAUGUUGUCGAGUUUAUCCGGAAGAUAUUUUACAAAUACGUAAAUGUGUCGAUAGCUUUGGCAACAACAAUGAAUUGAGUUCAUUCAAUAAUAAACUCAAUUAAAAUCUGGGUAUAUUGUACAAAACAACAACAACAAUAUGGUUUAAUGCAUUUUUAAAUAUUGUUAUUAAAUUGCUUUACUUCAGAGAAAGGAGAAACUCAAACUACCUUAUAUUAUAUAAAACUCGGAGUGUUGUAAACAUUUUCUUUUUGUAUUCAUUCAUUUCAUUCAUAAUAGAGUUAUUGGACAUUUAUUUUAAAUAAUUUGUACCUAAAGCAAACAAAACAUAUUUUCAGAUUAAUAUAGGCCACAUAUAUUAUCUCUUAAAAAACAUAUAAACAAAAUUUGCCAGGCCACUUGUACUUGAAAUAAAACCGAAAAUUUCGCCAGACUGUGUAGGCAUUUUGAAAAUAAACUUUGCAUCUUUAGAGUAUUGACCUCAAAUAAUUGAACCCCAAAGCUGAAAUUGUAUCAGAUCAGUAUGUUCAGCAAAACAUUGUGUUAUUAUCUCUAAAAAUAAAGCAAACAAAUAAUAAAAAAAACGAAAAACAAUUUAAUAAUUUUCCUCUAAUAAAUUAUUGUUCCCAACCAAAUCUUUGAAUAUUUUGGGCAUGGCUGGCCACUGCACAUCUAUACAAGUCUAGAUCCCGAAUAAAAUGCACUGAUUAAAAAGAAAACAAUUACCGUAUGGAAACACAUCGCACCCGAUAUUAUUAAAAUUAUAAGAAAGAAUAACAAACACGUCUAGUCGUUUUAUCAAUAUGGGCUUUUGUGUCCAUCGUCAACAAUUUGUUUGUAGUACCUUAUCACCGCGAUGUAGUAGUCGUGUGAUGAAAAAUAAUACAUACAGACAAAUGUACAGCAAAGUAAAACAGAAUGGGUGUAAUAUAAAACGAAUCGACAGAGAGAUUUAUGCUGCAUAAAGUAUUCGCUUUCGAUUGGCGAAACACAUACAGCUGUUACAUCCACUCCCAAGCAUUUCAAAAUAAUCUUAAAUCAUUAAUUAAACCUUUAGAUUUGUUUUUAAAUUGUUUGUUUAUACUCUAAAAAAAGAAAAAAAAAUCAAAGCUAUACUAAUCGAGAUCAAAAGGGUUACUUCACUAUAUUUGCAAG
Molecule: messenger RNA, 2230 nt
Organism: Musca domestica (house fly)
Lineage: Eukaryota; Metazoa; Arthropoda; Insecta; Diptera; Muscidae
Exons: 4
Coding region: 154-1179 (341 amino acids)
Biological process (GO): S-methylmethionine cycle
Molecular function (GO): S-adenosylmethionine-homocysteine S-methyltransferase activity
Source: RefSeq, a predicted model, not a curated record